CAGGCGUUCUUGAAGCCGUAGCAACCGUGAUCAGGAAACAAGUGAGUUUGUUGUCUCUCUGAUGUGAACGCUUUUCUGUUGACAUAGCUGGCGCUACAGACUACUAGAGGUGCUGGAUAACUCGCUAAUGGCAUGCUCCCAAACUCCUGUAGUUACUAGGCACACGCUGCAGGUAUUUUGUGUCCAAACCCCAUCCCCUGCUCUUACGAAGGAGUGUUGCCAUGGUGGAUGUGAGUAAGUGGCCUCUCUUCACCCUCUUGAGCGCACAGGAGCUCGCCUCCAUACGACAGGCAUGCAUCUUUGGAGCAUCUGCGAAUGAGGCCAUCUAUAUCACCCACGAUGACGAAGUGUACGUGUUGGGUUUGAACUGCAGUAAUUGUCUGGGCACUGGAGACAGUCAGAGCACAGUUGUUCCUAAAAAGCUGGACUGUCUGACAGGGAAGAAGCUGGUUAGUUUAAGCUAUGGCAGUGGCCCUCAUGUUCUGCUGGCUACAGAACAGGGGGAGUUGUAUGUAUGGGGGCAUAAUGGAUACAGUCAGUUGGGCAAUGGGACGACCAAUCAAGGUGUGUCUCCUAUUUUGGUGUCUACUAACCUGCAGAACAAGAGAGUGACUGAAGUUGCCUGUGGUUCUCACCACUCUUUGGCUCUAACCCAUGAGGGUGAGGUGUUUGCGUGGGGCUACAACAACUGUGGUCAGGUGGGUUCAGGGUCCACCGCCAACCAGCCAGCACCCCGCAAGGUGUCCAACUGUCUGCAGAACAGAGUGAUGGUCAGUAUAGCCUGUGGACAGACUUCAUCCAUGGCUGUGUCGGAUAAUGGCGAGGUUUAUGGCUGGGGUUACAAUGGCAACGGCCAGCUAGGGUUAGGCAACAAUGGGAACCAGCUGACACCGUGUCAUUUGAUUGCGCUACAAGGCUUCUGUGUGGUGCAGAUUGCUUCAGGUUAUGCUCAUUCUCUAGCACUGACCGAUGAGGGCCUACUUUAUGCAUGGGGGUCCAACACUUACGGCCAACUGGGCACUGGCAACAAAAGCAACCAGCUCAGCCCUGUACAGGUCAUGGCUGAGAAAGAAAGGAUUGUGGAGAUCGCCGCCUGUCACUCCACACACACCUCUGCAGCAAAGACCCAGAGCGGUCAGGUGUUCAUGUGGGGUCAGUGCCGGGGACAGCCUAUCGUGCUGCCACACCUCACACACUUCACCAGCACGGACGACGUCUUCUCCUGCUUCGCCACGCCAUCUGUGAUGUGGCGGAUGAUUUCCAUGGAGCAUGAUGACUUCCUGACCGUGGCCCAGUCCCUUAAAAAAGAGUUUGACAGUCCUGAGACCUCUGACCUCAAAUUCAGCGUAGACGGGAAGUACAUCCAUGUCCACAAAGCUGUUCUCAAAAUCAGGUGUGAGCACUUCAGAUCAAUGUUUCAGUCGCACUGGAAUGAGAACAUGAAGGAAGUGAUUGAGAUCAACCAGUUCUCGUACCCGGUGUACCGCUCUUUCCUGGAGUUCCUCUACACAGACAGUGUGGAUCUUCCUCCUGAGGACGCCAUUGGAUUAUUGGAUCUGGCAACCUCAUACUGUGAAAACAGGCUGAAGAAGUUGUGCCAACAUAUCAUAAAGAGAGGAAUCACUGUGGAGAACGCUUUCUCUCUGCUGUCUGCUGCCAUCAGAUAUGAUGCUGAGGAUCUAGAGGAGUUCUGUUUUAAAUUCUGUGUGAACCACUUGACUGAGGUCACGCAGACAGCUGCGUUCUGGCAGAUCGACGGCAACAUGCUGAAGGAGUUUAUCUCCAGAGCCGGCCACUGUGGAGCCUUCAAAAACUGACUCAGACGGACCCCAGAUACACACACGCUCAAUGUAUUAGUCAAGGAACCUAUCUGUUACCCAUCUGUCCUCCUCACAGCUAGUGGGCGCUGUGACACCAGACAGUUUUUAACACACAGCGCCCCCUGCUGAGUAGGAGAGGAACUUCAUGAAGAAGAGAUAAUCUGUGUUAGUCUCAUCUACAAGCAUUUUGUACUCAUCUGUUACAGAAGAUAGUCAGCCAGACAGGACAUCCCAUUUAUGUUUUACACAACUUUUUGGAAAAGACAUUGCCAAGUGCUAA
This is a messenger RNA of Carassius carassius (crucian carp), 2100 nucleotides long. Its product is annotated as RCC1 and BTB domain-containing protein 1-like. The transcript is spliced from 12 exons. Lineage: Eukaryota; Metazoa; Chordata; Actinopteri; Cypriniformes; Cyprinidae. Gene Ontology annotation, molecular function: protein binding. The coding region runs from base 222 to 1817 and encodes 531 amino acids. The record is from RefSeq and is a predicted model, not a curated record.